AUGUCCCACACAAAGCUUCCUCCACUUCCACCGUGAGUACAUUUUCCUAUCUUUUAGCCUAUUAAUGUCGCAGUUUAAAGGUGCUGAAGAUCCUGGGCAUAAGCUUUGAACAGCUGAGGUUUUAGCAAUGUGUGGAUAUAACUGGUGCGAUGAUCGUUUUGCUGAAAAUCGUUUCAACUUCUAAACCAGUUUUCAUACAAACCCAGUGUACUGUUGUGUUUGUAGUGUACUUUUGAACAUUUUAACUGUGAAAAUUGCGCUUGUAACCUUAAUACUGUGGCAACAGAAAAGAUAGGAAUAGGUUUUGUUAGAAUAGUUUAUAGUUUUAUGUAGCCUGUAAGCUUAAAUAAUUUGGGGAGCUGCUUUCAACAGACCUGGGCUCGAUGAUCGAUGAAUUAAUCUUGUCAUUUCCUUUCUAGGUCUCUUACAAACUCUCCUUACACAAGUACCAAGGCUGUAAAGCAAUACACUGGACUUACGGGCCCAAGUUACACUCUAACAGGCCAAUCAGGGGCUCAGAAGUAUGCACUCCCUUCAGCUUCUGUUCUGCAGGUAUAGAAGUUAAUUUAAGUUUUGUUCCUCAUGAUAGUCCUAAAUGAUUUUUCUAACUCAUAUCUUGGGUUUAUCUUGUUUGAGCAGAAUACCAGAGAGUAAAAUAAAAAUAAUAAAUUAAGAUAAAUAUUUUUUUGUCUUAUGCGUUAGUCAGUUAACUCGAAGCUUCAACAUUUAUGCAUGCACCUGUCUUUUGGUGAAAUUAUUCCCAGGGUCUUUUUUCUCCUCUUCCCCCUGAACAAGAGAGAGGAAAGGAAGAAGACAGACCCUGAAGACAAGACUGAUUGAAUUAGAGCUGUUCACAAAGAAUUUAAAUAAUAUCCAAGGAUACGGUAGUAGCAGUACCACCGACUGUGGAACUGUGACAGAGGCUGUUUUUGGAAACGGUGGUGUGAGCUACAACCAUUUUAGCCUGUGAGAGCAUGACACAUUAGCAAUUGCCAUAUGCUCUGACACAAUAUAUUAAAUGUCUGUUCCAAUUUUGCAUUUAAAAUUAACCAUGGCUUUUGGUUUGAUUCCAUUAACUUGUAUUCCAGCCCUAUAUAGACACAAGGGCAGGGACUUUGGACACAUGGCCAGCACAUGCUCUUGGUCCCAGUACUCCAGAUCUAAACCCUGGACAGGCCAAACAAACAAAUGAGUUUAUGCCCAAGGGAGUGCACAAGCCAAAGUUUCUGGAACAACUUGAGGCCUUCUUACAAAAAGAAUUACGUUCCCUAGAUUGUGCUGAGAUGGUUCCAAGUGAGAAAAGACUGCAGGUAUGUAGUGAUAGUUGUACUGAUCCUAGAUGCAAUCUAUACAACGAUAAUAGCAUUCAUACAGAUCAUAGAAAACCUAGAAGGUCACGAAAUUUAAGAAUAAAUAUUUCAUAAGUCAUGGAAUUUAAUUGUUGGUCAUGGAAAGUUAUGGAAAAUGUUGUACAUAUCUUUUGGUAGAUUAGUUAAGUGCAGAUGUCCAAGCAAGGACAAAGUAUAAGACAGAGACAAGAAAUAAAAUAGCGGGAAUGACACACAUGUUGGUGGAUACCAGAGUUUGUGUCUGUUGAACUGAGUUAGGUGGAAAAACAUCACCAAAAAAAGAGAAAGAUUUUAAAUUUUUUAAGAGAAAAGCUAAACCUAAAGUCAUGAGAUAGGAAAGUUCUUGGAAAAAUUCAUAGAAUUUGAAAAGCUCAAAAGGGUGCAAACCAUUCAUAGUCCUGAAAAGUAAAAUUUUAAAUUCUCUUUUUUUAUUUUCAGGCCUUUAGGGAAGUAUUUGAAUACUUGAUAGAAGAUUUUAAGACGUACAAGCCUCUACUGUCAGCAAUAAAGCAUGAGUAUGAGAUGAUGUUGGUGCAUCAGAGAGAAAAGAUUAGAGAGCUGGAGCCACUAAAGGUAUUUCCUAAAAAAAUAACAUGAACACUUAAAAUAUUAUGUGAAGUGUUACAAGGAAAAGGCUAUCAGGCUUGUGUGUUUGUGGUGUUCAAUUUGCUUAAUAUUUUAUUUUCUAGAGCAUGCUUGUGACAGUUUCUGAACAAUGUGAGAAGAAGCUGUUAGCUGUCAAACAGGAAGAAAAGUCUGGUGAGAUAUAUGAUUCAUUCGCUCUUUCACUCCCAAAAGUGGCCAGUAAGUCAAAAUUCAACUCAAUUUCAAAAAAUUCUUUUAUAAAAUGUUAAAAGAAAAGCAAGUAGAUGCAAAUACAUGUCCCUAGGUUUUGCUCUAUUUUUCUGAAUAAAAAAGUAUUUUUAUAAUUCCAUGUUACUGCUAGGAUAAAGAAUCCUAUUUCAAAGUAAUUCAUUUUAAAGUUGAAGUCUUUCAAACACAGGAAAGGACAGUUGUAUCUGAUAUCAAGGAGUAGUUUGAAAUAUUGUCAGAUACAGCCCAGCUUUCGAAGCCAACUUUGAGUUGCUGGAUUUCAUUAUUUAUAAAUUUUUGCAAUUUAUUGUAGGUGGAAAUUUUGACAUUAGGGUUAGGGUUUGAGUCACAAAACUUGUGUUAGAACUGCAAGUAACCCUCUAACUCUGAGAUAUCAGGAUGUCAAUUUGCCGACUCCUAAUGCGUAUGAUGGAGCUACAUGUAUAAUAGCUAAGAAUGACCAAUGAUAUCUCAAGCUCAAAUGGCAAACCUUUCUCACUGUAGUCUACUACAAGCUGUUCUUUGUGUUGUCAGACGUUGCUUCUCUCUUCCUCUUUGUGGGAAAAGCAUUGUGUGAUGUUACAAAGAAAGGCUGCAUAUGAGACCAUCUAUUUUGAUAGUGGCUUCUUAGUUUAUCAACCUCUUCCCCCCUCCCCUCCCCUCCCCACUCCACGCCCAACAAAUCUCCUCUAAAUAUCCUUUAAUUUGUAUUCAGAUGUGUUAGAAAUGAAGAAGGAAAAUCAAAGACUGCAAAAUGUAAUAUCAGGACUCAGGUAAAGACCCAGUAGCCUUUCUACUCAUACAUUUAAAUGUUACAGGUCAAAAUUAAAUUCAGCUUAAAAAGUUUUAACCUAGGUUGAUUCUCAAUUUUCUUUGUCUCCUAGCCCUAAUUCAUGAGUAAUGUGUGGUUCCAGAAAAUAUCCAUACCCCCCCUCCCCCCCCCCCCCACGGAAGAUCAUUGGAAAUUCCGAGGGGGGGGGGGGGGGUCAUCAAAGACCCCUUGGUUUGGAAAAUCCUGGGGGGUGGGGGGUGCAAAUCAAAGAAUCUUCCGUGGGAGGGGUAUGGAUAUUUUCUGGAACCAUACAACUAGGGAUAGUAGACAAAGGAAAUUGAGAAUCAACCUAAAUUAAACAAGUGUAAGCUGAAUUUAAUUUUGAGCUGUAACAAAUUUAUAUAUAUUAUAUAUCAAGUAAAAUUCAGUAAACACAACAAUUGUGACAAUCAUAAUAACUCAUACUAGCUUUGCUUUAACUGCAUGUCCCAAAAUUGAACAACUAGCACCCUCUUGGUACAGUUUACAUGUCAUCCUGCACAAUGUGCUUUCUGUCUGAGGACACUGACCUGAUAGAGAGCAUAUAAACGCUUACUAGUCUAUGCAGACUAUGUAAUAGUUAGCUGAACUUUGUGUUUGUACAGCUAUGUGUAAGGUAUAAUCUGCUUGCUUUUGUUGGUCAAAUAUUUAUGUUAUGGUCUGUUUCUCUUUUAGGGAAGAGCAGAUAUCUCUUCAAGUUCAAGUUGAAAAGGUGAUGAACCUUUAUAAAAGUUUAUUAUGAAAAACAGUGUACACUUUAAGGUUCAUUAUAAAUUAUUUUUCAAAGCAUCCAUUGUAAUCCAUCUACGUUUUCCAAAGCAUCCAUUGUAAUUAGCUGAGUUGGGAGAGCACCGGUCUGCUGAGUGGGAGGUCGUGGGUUCAUACCCCCGCCGGACCAACAACCAGGGUCUUUAAAAAAACUGGUGAGGUCAUACUGGCUGUGAUUUGAGACCUUGUCUCAGUUAAGAUAUUAAUUAUUGCAUCAUUGGGCGAUGACAAUAAGCCAUUGGCCUUGUCUCCUUCAUCCUUCUUUCAUUAGUGGAAUCAAAGGGGACAUAAAAGAGCCCACACUACUGUUCAAAAAGAGUAGGGGAAGUUUCCCUGAUGGUGUGGUCUACCCUUCAUGCAUCACACAUCAUUCAUAUCAUUGGCUAUGGGUGGGUUACAGUAAGCUCAUAAAUGGACUGAUAGCAGCGCCAGUGGCGCCCUUAUAUGCUGAUGUCUGAGCUUACUGUUAACAUAUUAUUAUAUAAUGUAAAGGGGGAACGUCUUGUUGUCCUUUAAUCCACGACACUACAUCACAUUACAUUACACUACAUUACAUUGUUGGAUGCCCAUCCAACCUGUUCAUGCUUAGUAUACACUAGGCUGAUUUAGCAACAGGACGGCAAAACGCGCAGAAAGGACUAAACACGACUUCCGGUGCUCAAUUUGCCGUUGUGCCAUUGGUCAAGCCAGUUGUUUAAUUUGCACGUGCCGUCGACAAAGGACGUUCCCUUUCUGUUUCUAAAUCAGCCUACUAUUGCAAGUGCAUACACAACAUACAAAUUUAUUGACUUAAAAAUUUGCUGUUAAGAUGGGAUAAGUCAAUCAGUGACAUUAUUAGGUGUAUCACAGGGCAGGAAAAAAAAUUUGAAAUCCACUUGCCAAGUGGGCAAGUAAAUUUUAGUUUUCACUUGCCCCCACUUAUAUGUUCCUUGCCAGAAGGGAACACAACGCCUGUUGAUCUAUAAUUCAAAUAAAUAAUAAUAUUGUCUCGCUUAUCUUGCAGUCUUCAGUUCUGAAUUAGUUUCUUCCUGGAAAUUAUCAUUUACUAAGCUGAUACUUUCCGCUGGGUCACCAAACUUCUAUUUUUACUUGCCCCGUGCAAUUGGACCUGGGUUUUUUCCUGCCCUGUAUCAUACUUACAUGAAGAUUAGAGAGGUACUGAAGCCCCUAUUUCUUAAGUUCUUUGGGUGUGAUCUUGCAUUUGUCCAUAAAAACCACUGAAGAAGAGCUCAUUUAUAAGUUUAAGUAAAUUUACUUUCUCUACUCUUUGCAAGCAGAUGUUCAGUGUUUUAGAAACAAAACGUUCAACUCAUUGUAAAUUUUUUUAUUUCAGCUACAAGAAGAGUUAGCUGCUGAAUAUUUACGAUAUAGAAACGAGUGUGAUGCCAGGUAUUAAAGACAAAUGAAUGCAUGUUGUGCCUUAUCGUGCAAAGAAGUAAUUGCUAUAGGAUAAGGUGCAGAACGCAGGCACCGAGGUUUGGGAGGGCAAGGGAAGAAUUUUCGCCCACCCCACCCCCCAAGUGCUUACUCGCAAGCUAAACUCAGGGAAAAGUGGUAACUUGAGAAGUGAACAUAAAGGGAAAUACAUAUAUUGUCGGCGUCAGUCUCUUACUCAACUACUUGCCAUCUAAACAGUCCAACUUAACUUCGUUGGUAAUUGUACAGAUCGAAUACUUGCUACUUUUUAACCCCCAUAUAAAAAGACGAUGACUUUUUUUAUCUUAUUUGAGACCAACUUAUAGUGGUUUUAACAGCUUUUGUGAUCUUUGUACAAGUAGUCAGGCAUUACACUGUAACUACUUGCAUCAAAGAAAAACGUUUGCCGACGAUAGUACAAUAUAACCUGUAUACUUUUAAUUUUUUCAACGUAUUUUAGGAAGAUGUUGAUAGCGGAUAUAAAUGAGCUAAAAUAUCAACAAGAAGACGCAAAGAAACCGAAUGCAGAGGAAGAAGGCGAAGGAAAAGAGGAUGUCACAUUCCUUAAACUCGCGCUGAAGUAAGUACAACAAACGAAAAGAAAUCCCAUUACUGCUUCUGCAUUAUUCUGCAACUCAGGGUAAGUUUAUACGGCAACGGAUGAAUUUCGACCGACUGAAAAAUUUGACCGGACACUUCGUUCACACCAGCCCGUUAAGUCUAUUGUUUUUGCUCUGCUCUCACGGAACUUUAAACGGCUAAGCGUCUAAAAUUUCGUACUGUUAAGGUCGCUCCGUGUGAGUGGAACACCUACACGCACGCCAAAAUUUUCAACCGGACAAAAUUCGUUCAGUGCCGUGUGAAAGAGGCCUCAGUGAAAAGAGAGAAAGAAAGGCCUUCUCACUGACUCUUUCUUUUUUCUCGUCGCUUUUCCUUCUUGCAGGAAAGCAAGAGAGGAUCUUGACGCCAAGAGUCAAAAGCUGGCAGAAAUGGAGGCGGAUUAUGGAGAUGUUGUGCCGAGAAGGGAUUUUGAAAGACUCGAAGCCCAGUUUAACGUAAGCGCUCCCUUUACUGUGUUUAAGACGAAUUGGUAUGAUGCCUUUUCCUUUCACAAAACUGUAAUUUUCUGUGAAUAGAACUAACUUUAAAAUAGUAGCUUUCUCUUAAACCCCUUCUAAUAUUCGUUGUCCCAUUUUUUAAAAUGAGAAAUUGAUGUUCAUUUUAUUUUUUUACAGAAAUUACAGAAAGAUAUGGAAACGUUUACCGUGGAUAAUCAGAAGCUAAUGCAGGAGCACAAGUGAGUCCGUUGGUUAGAGUUUGUAGCUUCAUUAAGCAAGGGUAAAACGGACCGAGAGUUUAAACGCUGGAAAUAGCAAAGUUGAAUUAGACGUUCAGAGUUAAAAGUCUUUAGUUACGGGAUGGUGGGGGGGAGGGGGGGGGGGAUUUCACCAUUUACAUUCUAUACGCUUGUCAGAGGAAUCAACAGUGAAACUACUCAAAGUGUCCUGUCAGGCAGACUCACAACUGGGCUGACCCUGAGUCCAUCACGUAAACCCUUUGCUCCCAAUGCAGUCGUUUAUAGCUUGAGAGCCUUGAGGGGAAACAUGGCCGCCCCAAAAACGACUGGGUAGGAGGCUAGCUAAUCCUUCGAGCACACUUUGCUCGAACCAGGGAUUCAGCAUUAUACGCGCAACCAAUUUUACUUGAGAAAGUCAGCAGUCUGCAGGCAAAACAAUGAAAUAGCUCAAAGCGUUUAGAAGUUCGUGUAUUUCAGUGAUAUUAUUGACCUGGUUUGUUAGACCCACUCUGCUCUCCGUAAGGUCUUGUCAAAAGGUACAAUAUACAAAUAUCUGCUUUUUCAUUGAAAUUUUCAGUGCCAUUCUUGAAGUGCACAAGAAGGUGGUGGAUCAGAGAGAUCAGUACGCACACGACUGUGAACAGAUGAGAAGAAGUGCCACGCCCAGGUAAGUACUUUUGGCCGGCUGUACAGUGAAGUGUUCAUAAUAUGGGCAACAAAGGGACAGAGUCCGUAUUACAGAGGUCUCACUUAUAUUAUUAGAAAACUUUAGAUUCGAGGACGUGGAUCGACUCGGUAGAUAACAAAAAGUACCGUGUUUUAUUUGCACCUCCAUACUCCUUUAUUCUUUCCAUAUGUAGGCCUCAUUGGGAGAAGUGUGCACAGUAUGUUGAAGGAGGAACAGAUCGAUGGAAUGAGUUGUCUCAGAACAGAAGCAGUGAUGAGCUAGUGGAUGUGUUACUAGCGGAGAUGACAGGACAAGAUAUUGCUAUUAUACAGGCUGGUGUUAGCACUGGUGCUGAAUACUUUCAAGGACAGGUAAAAAUUAUCCGAAAAACACGCAUGAUCCUUGUAGUUUACAUUACAUUAUUUCAACUCUCUGUGAUGGUUAUGAUGUAAAACAACUGAGCUAUGGCUCAUGACUCGUGAUGACAAUGACGAUGGUAUGGUUUAAUAUGAUAAACACGCUGAUGGUUGUGGUGGGAAUGGUGUAGAUAAUGGUAAUGAAAACGGUCAAGUGAAUGUGGGUGACAAAAUUUUACAGUGCAGGAUGAGCACUGGGUUUCAGCCGGCUAAUUUAGAUUUAUCUGACACGCGCAAUAAGGAAAGUUACCAAGAGGAAGAUGUUACAUCAGUUGACCAUUUUACAAGCGUGGACAAGGGCUUUGAACACGGGUCAUCCUUCCCCUUUAAAAGACACGGUACGACUCUAUCCUCCACCUAUGCUCCGGUCCUCUGUAUUUCUUCAUUUGAUACCGCCUCUAGAUUACCACUGGUCGGGUAACGUGUUUCUGGGCCUCACUGGCCAUGCUUGGACAUUCUAUAUUGCUCUACAUUGGGUGCAUUUUUUCUUGCGUUUGAUGCUGAGGGCGCAAGAUGCGGAAUUUUGCUUCGUGCCCUGAUUUGUUUCUACUGUCUGACUUUCUGGUAGUUGUGGAACAGUUCACUAAGUUGUCAUUUUUAUCGUUGUGCUGGUCGGUCUCACUUUCAGUCUUAAUUAUAAAUGUUCUUUUACUGCAGGGUACCGGUCCAGAAGUGCCUAAAUUUUUACGUUAUGAUGGUCAAGUGCGAAACAGACGUCUCGGUAAGAGAGACACUUCACUUCUCAUCAAAGAUAUCUGGCAGGAAAAAGCAGCUCAUGAUGCUGAGGUAAGAUAAUCGACGAAAACUUCUUUCUGAGAGGCAAGUCGGACAAACAUACACACUGAGGAUACAAAUUUACUUUGUUGAAACGUGCGGUUAAGGAGCGAAAUUUUUACACAAGAAUGAAAUUACCUUGGGUUGCAGUAUUUAUUCGGUCGAAUUUGGUAUCUGCUUUAUUUUUAAGCAUCCAUUUGUCUCAUUUGUUGAAUUACUUAUUAAUAUUAAACGACUUUGUAGUAAGCCUGGGUUGUUAGGGAAAGCUAGCAUACUGUAUAGCCGUUUCGUUUGCCUCAUGGAAUUUUUUAUUGCUUUAAGCCCCAUAUAAACGCACGCAACAUUGUUAGAUGUUAAAUGUUGCGUCCGUUUGCACACCCUAUUGUAUGUUGUUUGCUUGUUGUUGGGAGUUAGUUACAAUGCGAUGAGGGAGUCGACCGCAGUUGUUUAUCCUCUUGCGUAUCUUGGAAUCCUGUUUGAGAAUCUCUUUCAAGUGAACGCUUGCAUUCCAUUGUGCAAAUUACCGCAGUGUAAUUUUGAUUUUCUUAUUAUUUUUGCAGAAACCAGACGGAGAGCGUGAAGACUUGGGCGAGUUCUUGUAUCAGUACCUCAACAGGCGUUUCGGUGUAGAAAACAUGAUUAUAGAGUGGGGAUAUAACCUGUAUGAUGCCUGCGGUCGGUACACACAUGAUCCAAGGGUUGGUCUGUUCUAUGGAAUACUACAGAAGGAGGUAUUGAAUAAUGAUGACUUUUCUUUACGUACUUACUUUCCUUGGUAUAAUCAUAGUCUCUAAUAUUGUCGAAAUACAUGCUUGCGAUGGCAUUGUAAAUGGUGUACUUUGCUGAGUUUAGGAAGCAGCUAUUGCACAGUCGGUUGGUUAUUGGACCAGUGCAAUAGCUUUCGCCUUCCACUUCCUCUAUUUUCGGACCCACUGUUUAUAAGGGAGAUACCUCCCUGCCCCUUUGAAGGGUCUCUUAUUUCCCUCAUUUCCAAUGAUAUCUAAGUCGAUCACGGAUAUACGGGUACGUAAAGCAAAACUAUUUGCAUACAUGCGCAAUACUGAAUUAAUUAUAUAUUUAUUUCGUGUCUCACUUUCUGGAUAUAAAAGUGACUGUAGUAACCUCAAUUUUUAGAUCGAUGAAGCAGUAUACCACGAUCAGUUAGUGAUGUUAGAAAAACUUUACAACGCCUUCACCAAAGUUGAUCUGGCAGCGGGAAAUCAGGUAAGGGAUGGCUCUUAUUAUCUCUUUGCCGUGAGUAUAACCAAAUAUGUAAUAUUAUUCGUCAUUCAAAAUACUUCUUCAUCUCCGAUUGGUUUUAAUCCCUUGGCCAAUUCUUCAUAACUAGCUGACCAAAUUUGGAACCGAGGGGUUUCAGUGCUAUUAUCCUCUCGUUGACGUCAGUCACAGACGUCAAUUAGGGGAUAAUAUCAAAUUAUGGACAACUGCUACAGGACUGUGAAAGGUUUGAAUCCAGGAGUCAUUUCAAAACUGCGACAGGGCUGUCAUUAAGAGCCGGGGGCCGGGGACUCCCCCCGGCUAUUAUAAACAUGGCCCCGGCUUGUCGCAUAGGAAAAUAGAAGAAAAAUAGAACCAAAAGACAUCCCUAGCUGUUUGAUUCCUUGCCUACUUGUUGUGUUUAUCUGGCAACUGGAAAUCUUAGUGACAUCCCUGCUGCUAUCUUGCAAUAUUGACAACCUUAUUCCCAGGGUCCUCUCAGAAAGUCAAAGACAGAGGCAGAUAAGGGUCAGAUAACACCUCCUCGAUCUGCAUAAUUGUUCAUAUCAUACCCAGCCUCAUCCAAAAAGUUUUUCAAACUGACUGAACAAAAAAUGCGGCAAUCUGAUUUUCUAAGGCUUUAAUAUGUUAACAGUUAUUACUACAAGGAUUAUUUUCAAAAGUAGUACCGUUAUUUGUUUUUCCAGGGAUCGUUGUCAAGAGCAGACUUUGAACAGUGCUUACGUUCAUUCUUCCCGCUAAAGGAUGACGAAUCGAUAGAAGUUUUAAUGAAAGCCUGUGAACAAGAGUCACCUGGAGAAAAUGUUCAAUACAAAAACCUGUUUACUGAGGUGAGAAGUUCAAGAAAAAUCUUUUUACGAUACGAAAUGUCGAUUCGCUUAACGAGACCUCUAGUCGAAGAGUUUCGUGAAUAAUCCUUAACCUCUUUUUUUUGGAAACGUUUUUCAAGCCCAUUUGAUGUUUUCUCAAAAAAUCGGAAAUCUUAUUCUUAUUAUAGGGCCUUCAUGUAAAUAAUUAUCAUCACAGAAACCAGUCAAUCGUCUACAACCCCUCUCUUAAAGGGCACUGCUAUGAAACGGUCACUUAGGGUUGAUCUUUGCCAUUCUCCAGCCAUCUUCCUUUGACUCUUUAUCAGAAAGACAGUUUUCCAAGGCGGACACUUUGCAACAAAUCCAACCGUGUCCGUCUCGAAAAGAGUUAUCUUUACCAUCAAUUUACCUUUUGUUUGUAACAAGGAUGAAGAAGGACGAUCUGGACCAUUUGUGGACAGGAUACGAGAGCAAGAAAAGUUAGAGAAGACCUUGUAUGUAAAGGAGAUCGAAAAUGCCCUGACAGGCAACAGGUAAGAUAAGCUUAAAGGUUCUUGUUUUGUUGAUAAAAUAUAUCAACAUUUUCAUUCUACUUUUACGGACACUUUUUUUCCUGUCCUCGUGUUGUUUUGGUAAUCACAUUUUUUUGUGUGGGGCAGUUUUAUACGAAAACAGCUUUUGACGGUGAUGGGGACUAGGAAAAUGUGUUUAUUGUGUCAAGUGCACUAAAUUUAAAAGCGUACGUAGCAAGUACGUCAACGUUUAUGUUUCUAUGGUUCUAAAGUUCGUAUUCGUUUAUACAAUUACUUGAAGAAAGACGUCGAGGCUUUAACACAAUGCGAGAAUCUACAGUGGAAAAGGAGGGGGUCACAAAAUAAUACCCGCAGGUUAAUCCCACCCUUAUUUAUUCUUAGUGAAGUGUCUGUAGAGAUGGUGCGUCAGGCCAUACAGUCAGUGGAUCCUGAAGCUCCGGCCGAGGUUAUUGAUAAAUAUCUGGGGCGAGCGUUCAAUACCACAGCUGAUCAGCUAGAGUCUGGGACCAAGCUUGAAACUACGCUUUUGAUAAAGAGGCUGCAGAGUGGAAGUGUGAAGAGACUGGGACCAAAACCAAAGUAACUCGAUGCUGAUUGGUUGAUUUUCAGUAGGACUUAUAAAUAACUUUCUCAUUUCUUUUACUUUAUUUUUUUAAAAAAAAAUGGCUUGUUUUAUUUAUGUGAAAAAUAAUGUUUUAUCGAAAAUCGGUAUGUUAUUCUAUAACCUCAUCAAACAUUAGUAUGAAAAUGAAUGUAAGGUUGCGGGAUUUCAGUGAUAACGAACACAACAAAACCAUUUUUUAAGCAGGAGAGCCCAUCUCGUCACCAGAGCCUCCGGUUGCUGUGAAGUCGAGAACGUAAAGGGAGCUUGGUAUAAACUAAAGUUUUUGUGCCCGGUUCUCAGUGUUAAUGCGUCCAUACCUUCUCCACCUCUCACUCUUUCGAAACAAUAUUUCAGCUUUCUAAUAUCAAAGAUCGCGUACGUAUCAUCA
Molecule: messenger RNA, 11884 nt
Organism: Porites evermanni
Lineage: Eukaryota; Metazoa; Cnidaria; Anthozoa; Scleractinia; Poritidae
Source: the annotation of a GenBank genome assembly